This is a messenger RNA of Aspergillus ibericus CBS 121593, 1740 nucleotides long. RefSeq names its product putative MFS sugar transporter. Gene Ontology annotation, biological process: transmembrane transport; carbohydrate transport. NCBI's taxonomy places the organism in Eukaryota, Fungi, Ascomycota, Eurotiomycetes, Eurotiales, Aspergillaceae. Gene Ontology annotation, molecular function: carbohydrate:proton symporter activity. Bases 191 to 1678 code for a protein of 495 amino acids. Gene Ontology annotation, cellular component: membrane. The record is from RefSeq and is a predicted model, not a curated record. The transcript is spliced from 4 exons.
CAAGGCUCAAGCGGUCAAUUGCAAUCCGUAUUUGACUAGUCUUUUCUUUCUCCCCUCGGCCUGCCUCCCCAUCACCUCUGCCCCUUUGUCAACUUCCUAAAUAAUCCUAAAUCAUCAGGUAACUGUGCAUUUUGGCCGGUAUAUCCUCCCAUAUAACACUCUACGUUGUAAAUAGCAACAAUCGGACACAAUGGUGCGAUUACACAAACCCCCACGAUACGUUCUCGCCAGUAUAUUAUGCUCGUGCGGGGGGCUGCUAUUUGGGAUGGACACUGGUAUCAUUGGUCCCGUAACAGUCAUGGAUAGCUUCGUUUCACGGUUCGGUAGCGAAUCUUCCGCCAUCCACGGGUUGAUCGUAUCCUCUAUCUUGAUCCCGGCCGCAGUUUCUUCGUUCUUUGCGGGGUACUUGGCGGACAAACUAGGCAGACCCAAGGGUAUCAGCAUCGGUGUCCUCAUCUUUGGGAUUGGAGCAGCUCUGGAGGCGGCAGCUGUCCACAUUGCAAUGUUCGUCAUCGGACGUUGCAUUGAGGGUAUAGGCGAAGGCUUAUAUCUGGGCACGCUUGUAGUCUACAUCUGCGAGAUAUCUCCUCCACGGGUUAGGGGCGCCUUGACGACCGGUCCCCAGUUGCUGAUCACCAUGGGAUUGACGAUCGGAUUCUUUACCUGCUACGGUACUUCUCGCCUGGAUUCCUCUUUCUCAUGGCGCACGCCGUUCAUAAUUUUGGCUUGUCUCGCAUUCACCUUCUCUGCGGCUUCCUUCCUGUGGUUGACUCCCUCGCCAAGAUGGUUGACACUUCACGGCCGCAAAUCGGAAGCUACUGCAGUUUGGGAUUACCUCGGUGUUAGCCAGGCGGAACGUGAGAAGGUUGAAAUCGAACAGGACAGCGCCCAGAUUAUUGCGACCAUCCCAAGCAGGGAACGUGCUCCAUCCGUUUCACAAAGUCAGGACAGAUCAAUGAAGCACAAGCUGUUCGACCUAUUUUCCAAAGAUGUACGGACACGCACUGCCUUGGCUGUAUUCCUCAUGGGGAUGCAGCAGCUCAGUGGAAUUGAUGGUGUGCUCUAUUAUGCCCCUUUGCUCUUCGAGCAAGCAGGACUAGCCUCUUCAGACGCAAGUUUCUUCGCCUCUGGCAUCUCUGCAAUCGUUAUUUUCACCGUAACCAUCCCCGCGCUCAUCUGGGCGGACAAGUGGGGCCGGCGACACAGCAUCAUCUAUGGCGGCAUCGGGCUCAGCGUCACAAUGUUCUUGAUUGGAGGACUUUAUGCAGGAAAUGCCGUACAUAGCUCGACUGGCGCAGGCCGGUGGGUGGUUAUUGUCUGCAUCUAUAUCUUUGCAGUCAUUUACUCUCUCAGUUGGGCAGUCGGCAUCAAGAUCUAUGCAGCAGAGAUCCAACCGCAGAGGACUCGCGCAUCGGCAACCAGUUUGGCACAUGGCAGCAAUUGGGCCACCAAUUUCCUGGUGGCACUGACAACACCAAUUCUGCUGUCGAAAAGCAGCUUCGGGGCAUACUUCCUCUUUGGUGGGUGUGCUCUGAUCACAGCUUGUAUCUGCGCAUUCUUCAUGCCCGAAACUAAGGGACGGUCACUGGACGAGAUCGAGGAGGCAUUCAAGUCCAAGUCAUUAGGGUCAAAGACCUUAUUGAAGGCUUUGUGUCCCAUUACAAGGUCAGCUUCGUGAGGCGGAAGUGAAGAGGAAGUAGAAAGAUUCCUUCAGAAUAUGAUGUUCCAUGAACAUGUCAG